CAAGUGCUCCUCCUUCGAUUUCCAUCUUCUCCCCGAAUUCGAACUCAAUCACCAUCUCCAUAGCCAAACCUUAGCCGCACCACUCCGCCACCGCGAACCGGUGCCGCUCCAUCAUCUUUUACCAUCUCGCAGCCAACCUCGCGGCGGCAUCUUCAACGGGGAAGAAGAACUUCGAGAGUCAAGGAGCAACAAUGGCGGGGAAGGUGUCGAAGGCAGCUUACGAUUCGAAGAUGUGUAAGCUUCUUCGAGAGUACAGCCAGGUGCUGGUGGUUUCCGCAGACAAUGUUGGGUCGAACCAGCUUCAGGGGAUACGGAGGGCACUCCACGGUGAUUCGGUGGUGGUGAUGGGAAAGAACUCGUUGAUGAAACGUUCUAUCAUUGACGAUGCAGAGAAAACAGGCAACAAGGCCUUCCUUAACCUUGUUCCCCUCCUCGUCGGGAACGUGGCUUUGAUUUUCACCAAAGGUGACUUAAGGGAGGUCAGCGAACAGGUUGCAAAGUACAAGGUUGUUGAUCCUAUUCUCAUGUGCCCUAAGUACAUGACCUACGACUCAUACCGCACUUGUUCCUAUUUGCAAUCUGGACAAUUACCGCUAGGCCUCACUUGUUGUAACCAGCAAUCUGCACAGACUUCCGAGCCUUUUCUAGUAUGCUCAAAAUUUUUGCCGCACCAGCAUUGUCAUUUGAUGAGAUCAAGACAGUUUUUGAUGACCAGUAUAUGGGCUCCUUUUCUCCUUUUGGCUGGUAACUUGUGAUGUGGAAGUAGCAUUUUGAUUUUGAUCCCAUGGUUUGUAGUUUUAUUCAGAGAAUGAUUGUCACAAUACACCCAUCACUCAUCUUUUCCUUGAGCACUGUGGCCUUUCAAACUCUUUGUUGUUGAAUUCUCCCUUUUCAGGGAAUGGUGGAGAAUAAAUAUGAUUUUGAUCA
Lotus japonicus is the source of this 927-nucleotide messenger RNA. Its product is annotated as 60S acidic ribosomal protein P0-like. Gene Ontology annotation, cellular component: cytosolic large ribosomal subunit. The transcript has 2 exons. Gene Ontology annotation, biological process: cytoplasmic translation; ribosomal large subunit assembly. Gene Ontology annotation, molecular function: large ribosomal subunit rRNA binding; structural constituent of ribosome. The record is from RefSeq and is a predicted model, not a curated record. The coding region runs from base 192 to 755 and encodes 187 amino acids. Lineage: Eukaryota; Viridiplantae; Streptophyta; Magnoliopsida; Fabales; Fabaceae.